AAUAGGUUCUAUUAGUUCCAGCAUCAUGUUAGCAUUAUUUCAAAAGAUUUUUCACACUCUGCCGGUAGUUUCGGGUGAAUCAUUGAAGGAUACCCAUUAUUUUCCCAUUUUCGCACACUCGCAUGUGAGACUUUACGAGUAUAAGCGAUCUUGUCCACACUGGUCCUAUCAAUCCAACCUCUCAAAUGGGUUGAACAACUGAGCUGUAAGUAUUCAUGCAUGCGGGGUGGAUAUUAUCUGUAUUGCCAUAGAAAGAAUGCAGCAUUCCCCAUUUCCAGUUAUCUUAUAAUUCAAAAAUCUUUAAAUAUCGAUUGUCUCCCACAUGUUGACUUUGUCUUGCUCGAGAUUCUUGUGCAACAGCUAGCCAGGUCAGCAUAUUGUUUCCGAUCGUCUAUUCAUAUAUCAAGGUCGAGAUCAAUUACAUUCUUAACUCCUUCAAUACUCUUCCUUUUCAGAGUAAUCGUGCGACCAAAGUAACAAUGGGCUCGAUCCAGCCGGAAGAGAUAGAUGUGCUACUGGUGGGAGCUGGAUUUGCCUCCUUUACUAUGCUAAAUAAGUAGGUCUAGCCCACCAUAUCUAGCGGCCACUAUUAACAAAUCAUUUAGGCUCCGCAAGCAAGGACUCAAGUGUAAAAUUUACGAGAAGGGUUCGAAGAGCGGAGGUGUCUGGUAUUGGAAUAACUACGUAGGCUUUUAUAUAUAUUUUUUAAAGCCAUGAAACUUACAUACAUACAAUAGCCCGGUGCUCGAGUCGACUCCCCUGCUCCUAUCUAUCAACUAUACGACAAGGAAUUAUGGGAAGAUUUCACUUUCACGGAGAAAUAUCCGGGCGGAAAAGAAAUUCGUCGAUACUUCGAGCACGUUGAAAAGAAAUGGGAUGUUAGAAAAGACAUUGAAUUCGACAAGCAUGUUGACGGAGCUACGUUCGACAAGCAGCGAAAUCAAUGGCUUGUCGAAUGUUCUGAUGGCUCCGAAGUUUAUUGUCGAUGGCUCAUUCUUUGCAUAGGAUUUGCGUCUCGUCGAUUCACGCCACCAUUCAAUGGUCUCAGUAACUACAAAGGAGACACGUAUCAUACAGCAGUCUGGCCACAACAUGGUGUAAACCUGAAGAAUAAACGAGUUGGUGUAGUUGGUACUGGAGCAACUGGUAUUCAGGUGAUUCAAACCAUCGGACCUGUGGUCAACCACCUCACCGUCUACCAACGAACGCCUAAUUUUACUCUACCGAUGAAUCAAGGGCUUCUAGAACCAGAAGAAGAAGCCAAGAAAAAAACUGAAGGCAAAUACGAAGAAGAAUUCACAAAAACGAGGAAGACAUUUGCCGGCUUCCCAUUUACUUUUGCUGAGAAAAAUACUUUCGAUGACACACCGGAAGAACGGGAGGUCCAUUAUGAUAACCUCAUGAAUAAACAGGGUGGUUUUCAUUACUGGCUCGGCAACUACAAAGAUUUAUUCUUCGAUCAAAAAGCCAAUGACGAAGCCUACAAGUUUUGGCGCAAAACCGUGUGCAAACGGAUCCCGGAUAUCAAAAAACGAGAGCUUCUGGCACCAGAAAUUCCACCUCAUCCAUGGGGGGCCAAACGGCCAUCUCUCGAACAAAACGUAUAUGAAGUUUUUUCCCUCCCACACGUUGACAUCAUUGAUGUCAACGAAUCGCCAAUUCUUGAAGUCACCGAAAAGGGAAUCAGAACAAAGGACGGAGAAGUAGAAUUUGACGUCCUGAUCCUUGCUACUGGGUUUGAUUCCUUGACCGGAUCGCUCGCCCAGCUAAACAUUCGCGGCAUAGAUGGCCACACCAUUGCUCAAAAGUGGAAAGAUGGGACACGCACAUCUAUGGGCAUUGCGAUGAACAAUUUCCCCAACAUGUUUUACCUCUACGGAGUCCAUGCACCCACUGCAUUCGCGAACGGACCAAGCUGUGUACAAUCCCAAGCAGAACAUAUAUCGGAGACCUUGAGAGGGUUGACGGAGAAGAAUAAAAUCUACUUUGAGGCAAAGGAGGAGGCGGAGGAGGAUUGGUGCAAGAGGCUGAAUGAAGUUUGGAGUAAUUCUCUAUUUCCGCAAGCGAAGAGCUGGUACCAAGGAGCGAAUAUUCCAGGAAGAAAGGUUGAGCCUCUCAGCUGGUAAGUUUUUUCAGAUAGAUGCAUGUUAGUCCGUCUAAAUACUGAUACUGAUAUCAACAUAGGCUUGGCGGCAUUCCGGAAUACAUGGCGACUUUGGCGAGAAGUAAUGAGAAUGACUAUCAGGGAUGGAUUACAAAAUAGGAUUGCCACAACACAGGCGGAGUAUGGAUGUUGGUCGAAAAUACAUCACCAAUUUUUUGUCAUGGGGUACUCGUAUAGGCCUCAGCUAGCUCUAGUUCUAGGUUCUCCAUUGAAUGGUAUCUUCAUUUCGCCAAGACACCAUAAAAAACUACCGAGUCACGUGAAGUUAAGGUUACAGUAGCACCAUCCCGUGUGCUCUGGCUACCUACCUCAACGUUGUGUGACCUCCAGGCACCAUGCAAUUGCUAAACAACGAAUGAAUUCAUCACUAUGCUGAAUUGAGGCUGAGCUGCAU
Sclerotinia trifoliorum is the source of this 2558-nucleotide messenger RNA. Lineage: Eukaryota; Fungi; Ascomycota; Leotiomycetes; Helotiales; Sclerotiniaceae. The record is from the annotation of a GenBank genome assembly.